Messenger RNA from Physeter macrocephalus (sperm whale), 1209 nucleotides. RefSeq names its product pyridoxal phosphate binding protein (gene PLPBP). NCBI's taxonomy places the organism in Eukaryota, Metazoa, Chordata, Mammalia, Artiodactyla, Physeteridae. The transcript has 8 exons. The record is from RefSeq and is a predicted model, not a curated record. Bases 60 to 890 code for a protein of 276 amino acids. Gene Ontology annotation, molecular function: pyridoxal phosphate binding. Gene Ontology annotation, cellular component: intracellular anatomical structure.
ACCGGAAGGGGUCUCAGCCCGGGGAGCGGGAGUCCGGGCUCGACGUUAGGCCCUGGGGGAUGUGGAGAGCUGGCAGCAUGUCGGCGGAGCUGGGGGUGGGCUUCGCCUUGAGGGCGGUGAACGAGCGCGUGCAGCAGGCGGUGACGCGGCGGCCGCGGGAACUGCCAGCCAUCCAGCCCCGGCUAGUAGCGGUCAGCAAAACCAAACCUGCAGACAUGGUGAUCGAGGCCUAUAGUCACGGGCAGCGCACUUUCGGGGAGAACUAUGUUCAGGAACUGCUUGAAAAAGCAUCAAAUCCUAAAAUUCUGUCUUCGUGUCCUGAGAUCAAAUGGCACUUCAUUGGCCAUCUCCAGAAACAAAAUGUCAACAAGUUGAUGGCUGUCCCCAAUCUCUUCAUGCUGGAAACAGUGGAUUCUGUGAAGCUGGCAGACAAAGUGAACAGUGCGUGGCAGAAAAAAGGUUCUCCCGAAAGGUUAAAGGUUAUGGUCCAGAUUAACACCAGCGGAGAGGAGAGCAAACACGGGCUGCCCCCGGCAGAGACGGUGGCCGUGGUGGAGCAUAUACUCGCCAGGUGCCCCAGCCUGGAGUUCGUGGGGCUGAUGACCAUCGGGAGCCUCGGGCACGAGCUCAGUCAGGGACCAAACCCAGACUUCCAGGUGUUACUGUCCCUCCGGGAGGAGCUGUGCAGGAAGCUGAGCAUUCCUACCGACCAGGUGGAGCUGAGCAUGGGCAUGUCCGUGGACUUCCAGCAUGCGAUUGAAGUGGGAUCUACGAAUGUCCGAAUAGGAAGCACCAUUUUUGGAGAGCGAGAUUACUCCAAGAAAGCUGACCCGGACAAGCCUGCAGCAGAGCUGAAGGCCCCGGCGGCGGAGGUGGCCCGGGUACAUUGAGCAACGGCCCAGCCCGAGGGCCGGGUCCAGGAAGGCUAACUAUGCACUGUGGGCUUUCACUUCCACGUGCCCCACGUCACAGCACGACCACACCCUCCUCGGGACCUGGAGAGAGCAUGCCGACGAUUAUGUGCGUCGAUGGAAACCAUCUGACUUAGUGUCUGACGCAGGAAGCUCACUUCAAGCAGUGACUUUGGAUUGGAUUUGAGGAAUCCAGACUUUUCUGCAGAACAGGUACCUGGGCACUAGUCAGGAGUUGAGUUCAGGCUUGAACAGUGCCUAGGAGCACCCACCAAGCCAUGAAUGCCGUUCCCAGGUU